This is a messenger RNA of Polypterus senegalus (gray bichir), 4472 nucleotides long. It is a transcript of the gene tmem106ba, whose product is annotated as transmembrane protein 106Ba. The coding region runs from base 203 to 1039 and encodes 278 amino acids. The transcript has 9 exons. NCBI's taxonomy places the organism in Eukaryota, Metazoa, Chordata, Cladistia, Polypteriformes, Polypteridae. The record is from RefSeq and is a predicted model, not a curated record.
CAUAUGAUUCGCGUGGAGAAUAGGAAGAAAACUCGAGUGGGUAAACUGAAAGGGUGCUCCGGGACAGUGUUGUACAAGGACUGCAUUUAAACAGCAGUUUUGGGGUGCCCCUAUCAUGUUUUAUGCAUCGUCCCGGCACUGUUACAUAUAAAUAUACCGUACACACUGACUCCUGUCCGAAAUCAACGUUAUUCAGAAAGUCAUGGGGAAGUCAUUUUCGCACUUACCACUACAUAAUUUUAAAGAUGAGUACCAUGAUAACCGCUCACAUCAUUCUGAUGUUUUGGAAAGAAAUGGAAUUAUACAUCCUGAUUCACACUGUGAAGAUGGCAGAAAUGGUGAUGUGUCCCAAUUCCCUUAUGUGGAGUUUACUGGGCGAGAUAGUGUAACUUGUCCCACAUGUCAAGGAACUGGUCGAAUUCCACGAGGCCAGGAAAAUCAACUUGUUGCUUUAAUCCCAUACAGUGACCAGAGGCUUAGGCCUAGGAGAACAAAGCUUUAUGUGACAGCUUCAGUGAUCGUUUGCCUGCUACUUUCUGGGCUAGCUGUGUUCUUCCUUUUUCCAAGAUCCAUUGAUGUUUCCUAUGUUGGUGUGAAGUCUGUGUAUGUCAACUAUGACAAAGACAAGCGCAUUGUGUAUCUCAAUAUUACAAAUACAUUGAAUAUAACAAACAAUAACUAUUAUUCUGUGGAAGUUGCAAACAUCAGUGCACAGGUCCAGUUCUCAAAAACUGUUAUUGGCAAAGCCCGACUGAGCAAUUUUACAUCGAUUGGUCCCCUUGACAUGAAACAGAUUGAUUACAUGGUACCCACAGUAAUAGCUGAAGAAAUGAGUUACAUGUAUGAAUAUUGCACCUUGGCUACAAUAAAAGUACAUAAUAUUGUAGUGAUGAUGCAAGUAACGGUGACAACUGCCUACUUCGGUCAUACUGAGCAAGUUUCUCAGGAGAGAUAUCAGUAUGUGGACUGUGGAGGGAAUACUACCUACUUGCAUGGCCAUUCUGAAGUUUUAAAUAUACUCCAGCCACCACAGCAGUAAUGUGUUUAGAAGGUUAAUUUUAAGAGAUGAGGGAAUACCAGUGUUUUUUUUUUAUUAGUACCUUUUAGGUACUCCAACUUGUUUGUACUUGAAGAUUGUAUAGCUGGUCUCACUGUGUUAUUUACCUAGUUUUAUUAAAUUUGAUUUUGUUUUAUUGUUUAUGAGUUCUAUCUUUGAUAAUCUGGUAACCUAAUGUACAGCUCGUAUUACUGUAAGCACAGGUUUAAAAAGAAAAUUCUUUUACUUACCAGUUUGUGUCAGAUACUCUUUUUAUGUUGUAUAUGAACGAUCCAGUUAAUGUUACCAUAAUACAGUUAUAUACUCCAAUGUUGCACACUGCUUUGUUUACAUUUCAUAAUUCAUCUAGGAGCCCUCUUAUGCAAGUACAAGUUGAUGGUUUUAAGCUUAGUAUUCUAAAGGAAGGAAUUAAAAUCCGCACAGUAUGGAUCAAAAAAUGCUGUUUAAUUCAUGAAAUGAAAGAAAUGCUUACUAUUUCUUAUGAAAUUUGCUAAUGCUUACACUUGAAAUAUUUUGAAAGUUUUUUUCAAAAAUUAGGAAACUAUCUUGCAUUGUGUGUAUUAACUUGAUGUUUGAAAACACAUCUGUAACAAUUUAUUUAGUCAGUCAUGUACACUGAGAGAUCAGACAUUUAUGCAUAGUAAAUAAUACAGUAAUGCUUUAUCAGUAAAGAAGAUAUUCAACACAUUACCUAAAAACCAUGUUCAUUUGUUUCGAAAUGUUACAGUAGACUGCUAACCUGAUGUCUGCAUCUUGCAGAGAUAUUCUAACACAUUAAAUGGCAUGUUUUGUUAAAGCUAAAAUAAUGUACAUUAUGCUAGAAAUGUAUUUAUACAGAUCAGUUGUUUAUAUAAGGUAAUAUGUUUCUAAACCUUAUUCUGCUUAAAAUUUUUGCAAUAGUUAAUUUUGAGAUAUUGCAUAUUAUCAUUUACUGGAUUUUUUAAUGGUUUGCUCAGAACCUAUGGCAUUACUGUAUUAGUUAAUCAUGUUAUUUCAUGUAGGCUUGUAUUAUUACCUACAGAUUAAUUUUGGUUUGACAUAAGCAGGGAAUAUAUAAAUAUUUUCAUUUAGUUGUUUUUUUUUUUUCAGCAGAUGAUGACCUUUCACAAGUAUCACAGAUUUUUAUUACUUUAUAAAAUAUGUUUUCUGAAAAGUAAAAACAUUUAAAACAUGUUACAUAAUGCUUAAUUUUGAUGAAAUUUUGAGUACUUGUUUACUCCGGAUAGAUAAGUUGCUGCUUACAACAACUUUGCCCUGAUAAAUUUGCAUUCAACAAGUGGAUGAAUGGAAAGACAAUAGUAAAUGUGGGCUCUGGAAAAUAUUUUUUUUGCUAAUCAUCAAGUUACUUUGUAAAAUGAAGAUGAUAUCUCUUAGAAGUGAUAUUUAAAUAGUUAACAGAAAAAAAUGUAUUUUGAAGAGUUUGAUAAACACUCUGUUUACUCAGCAGUCUUUUUAAUUAGGUUACCUUUGCAAAAUGUAGUGAUUAUAUGGAAUUUUCAUUUUUUUUUAUUGAAUGGAUACUCCAGGCUACCUUAUGUGAAUAAGAACCACAGCAUAACUAAACACAUUACCUGGAUGCAUUGUGCAGACUUUACUGUCAAGCAUUUGUCACUUUCUGUGCCCAAGAGAUUUUCAGUUUUGUAUGCACAAAUACAGCACUCUCAGGUUUUUUUGAAGUUAUAGGCUGAGCAUUUUGAAGUUUAAGAACCCCUAUUUCCUUCUUUUUGAUAGAGCGUUAAGUAUUUAUCUCUUUAGAAAUCCUUGUUUCUUUACUGUGCAGGGAAGGUGCUGACUUUCACACAGGUUUUUCCUAAUAGGUCAAGAGUUCCCGUAGCAUGCCUUUGUGUCUUCAUAGUCACAGCAAAGAAACAGGUCCCCAUUUUUGUAAAAUGCUGUUUAAUUAUUCAAAACCACUUUCAUGGAAUCAAAAGUUUGUGUAACACUUUUAUUUUUUUAGUUUGACCUGCUAUGGUGUUAAUGUUUUACCAAUUCUAAUGUUACUUUAUAGUUUGUUAAAACCUAUUGUGGCAAGUCCCAAAAUAUUUGGAACGAUGUGUACUGAAACCAAUGAUACUGCAUUAUUAUUUUUCUGAGCAAUUUUUUUUUUUUUUUUGUGCAGCAUUACACAUGCUUUUCUAUGCCUGUAGGAACAAAGGUUUCAGAAAGAUGGCAAGGCACAAAUGCACUUCUUUAAAUUUGCUUGUUUUCUGCCACAAGCAAUCUUACUGUAUCUAUGGGAGCAGACCACCUAGGUCAACUGUGCGGCAGUGUCCUGUUUUUGAAUCUUAUUUUCUGUCCCAGUGUUACUGCAUAUGUUUGAAAUACUCCACCGACUUUGAGAUCUGAAAAUAUCCACCAUGUGGUGUUAAUAUAUUAGUAAAUCAGUGCAAAUUGCUUGACUCAAGUUAAGUCAACAUCAUUUUUAGUGGUAUUGGUAUUCCUAUAUAUAAUUAAUGUUUUUGAGGAUUUUAGUACACAACACUACAGUUGUGUUUUGCUAUAUUUUAUUCAACUUCAUUUAUAAUAUUUUUUAAUAUGAGCUCAUCUGUGUGCUUUAAGUUUAUUUUGAAGGAGUUAUUUUGAUAUCUUGGGUUGAUUAAAUUAACAUAAGUGAUAUUUAUGCUAUUGUAUUUGACUAGUGCAAUAGGUUUAUUUUACAAUAACUCAGUAUUUUUGUGUAUUUUCAAUGUUGUAUAUUUUAAACAGCCUCUUUAAGUGUGCAGUUGCAUACAUUCAUUUACAUCGCUUAUUUAAAAAAUAUUUUAGGUUUGCACCCUUUUGUAAUUAGGGAACACUUAAUAAAACAAGACAAAAUGUGUAGUAGGUUCUACAUUUUAAAGAUUAUUUCUGAUAUGCAUUGGUUAAAUGCAAAAUACAAAGGCAAAUGUAUAGAUUGUGAUACUUUAAAAUGGUCUUUUUAGUUCUUGUUUCUAAAAUGUUUCUAAAAUGUAAAGUCAUAAAUGACCUUCAAAAAAGACAUUUGCAACAGUGACUAAUUGAUCAACAUACGAUAUGUGCAAUAUAAAGUAAAAUUAUUCAGGCAUUAAGUUGUCAGUUGAAUUGAAGAUCAACUGACAAGAAAAUAUUAUUUUCCUUUGAGCCUAUUAUUAAAACCUCCAGACUUGCCUUAUAAUAAAUUAGUGCAUUUGGCUGUAAGAGACCAGAUGAUUUUUACUUUAAAUUCAUUUGUUUUAUUAUUUCAGCAAAAAGAGAGUGUUCCACAGUUUAAGCUAUGGAAAGGUAUUAAUUAAUGACAAUUAUAAUAACAUCAGAGUAGCAUUUCUAAUUUUGCACUGUUUAGAAUAAUGUAUUUUUAGUAAUUACCAUAAUUCAUAUGAUAUUAUAGCAAAUUCUAUUAUUUUUGUCCACUGGUCCAUAUUUUUGAACAAUAAACAAUCACAAUUCAGACAUGUAA